GCAGCGCCACCGGUGGGGUGUUGCUCUUCCUGGGCGGCGAGAAAUUGGCAGGCGGCUGGCGUUGCAAUGACAUUUGGCGCCUGACGCUGGCCAAACACGCCUGGCGCGCGUGUGAGUGGAAGCUGAUCUCCGCGCACGACGAAGGUCAAAGCGAUGACCGUGGCCGGCGCUGGCACCGCAAGUGGAAGCCUCGCUGCAACUUUGCGGCGGCAUGUGCAUCAGCUCGCCGCGGCUACUUGCUGUACGUGGCAGGCGGUGAGGAUGCCGUGGGCUACCGCCUGAACGAUGUUUGGGCGUCUCAAGAUGGCGGCCUCAGCUGGCGCUGCAUGUCGCAG
Effrenium voratum is the source of this 335-nucleotide messenger RNA. The record is from the annotation of a GenBank genome assembly. NCBI's taxonomy places the organism in Eukaryota, Dinophyceae, Suessiales, Symbiodiniaceae.